This is a messenger RNA of Anopheles arabiensis, 4981 nucleotides long. RefSeq lists its product as uncharacterized. Gene Ontology annotation, cellular component: nucleus. Lineage: Eukaryota; Metazoa; Arthropoda; Insecta; Diptera; Culicidae. The transcript has 2 exons. The record is from RefSeq and is a predicted model, not a curated record. Gene Ontology annotation, molecular function: protein binding. Gene Ontology annotation, biological process: regulation of mitotic nuclear division; negative regulation of meiotic nuclear division. The coding region runs from base 736 to 3630 and encodes 964 amino acids.
GUUGAACAUAACGCUCGCGCAUACACACGCAAAAACAACGGGAAGCAGAGCGAAGGCACAAUUUGUGGUGUCCCGCUUGUCUUUGGGUCGACAUUCGCCAGGCGGAACUUUACUUCCACGGUCCGUGCCGCUCUAAAAAGUUCUGCCGCGCUGCGAAGAAUGCUGCCCCGGGUUCUAAGGGAAGAGUGCUAAACUCCCUUUGGCAUCUGCGGGCUUAACCACGGGAGUUGCGCAUCUUUCCAGGACAGUGUUUGUGGUGUAUCGGUACGCGCGCGCGCGCCUUUUUGUAUGGAAAUGUGCGUUAAUUUGUGUGUCCUCCUCAAGUGAAAUUCGUCUAGUGUGUGAAACUCUUGAGCAAUAAAUGCAGAAACAGUAAAAGACUCUCCGAAAAUGUCCGUAAAGAGGCUUUAACUCCCGUCCCUUUACGCUACCACCUAAAGGGGCGUUCGAAAUGGUGUAGCGCGCGCGUGUGUGUGGUGUAUGUAUGGUGUAUGUGCAGCAAUGUGUGAGUGAGUGUGUGCAUUCGUCCGUUUCGUAUGCAACGGGGAAAGCGUAACAACAUCGCAGCUGGCGUGGAAGAAGAAAAGGGAAAGAGAUAGGCCAGCGAAGAAAGAAGCAGGCAAAAAGAAACGUUAGGGCGCUGCGUUUUCCCACCACACACACACAGAGGGGGGUGCAAGCGCAUUUGUCCAAAAAGGGCGCCUUUCUUCAGCAAGCAUCCUGUCCGUGAGUCGGAUGGAAGAAGUUCAGCAGCAGCAGCAGUCGGCGUUGCGGCCAUCCUUUCCCCCGGUGGCGGCGGUGAAAUGGGUGCAAGAUCUCGGACCAUCGGCAGCGGACGGGCUGCCGCCCGACGGUGGGCAAUCGUUCGGCCAGGAUAGUGGCUACACGUCCUACCAGGCCACCACGCCGAACAACACGUUUAACCUGUCCUCGCGCCACGGCAUCUCGUCCGUAACGCUGGCCACGAUCGACGAGGCCGGCGAGCACGACUGCAGCAUGAACGAUACGGGCGGCGGCAGUCCGACGGGUGCGAUCAACCUCACGCCCAAGACGGCCGCCAGCAUGGUGCUGCUGUCGAACAUUCAUAUAAACACGCCAAAAAGCACGGACCGGGCGAAGCGCAUCCGGCGACCGAUCGCGUUUGAUUACGACGGGUCUGGCGGCAGCUGCUCGUCCUCCUUUCUUGCACCGUCCACCCCGGAACGGCUGCCCGGGCUGUCUCGCUCCGUUUCGUUCGAGCUGCCGGAAACGCCGCUCCGCACCGGGAACCGCUCCGCCAGCCAGCCGAGCAGCCAGCUCACGCCGCACAAAGCGCGGGGCGGCUCGCUUAAGCGCAAACACUCCACCUUCCGCGAGAAGCUCUACUCCGAUGGGGACGGCGUGGCGCUGCCGGCGGACGAGAACGAUCCGCGCGAUCUGAACGACUCGCUCGAUGCGGACUGCCGCCGGCUGGAGGACAUCUCGCCCAUCCUCAACGUGAAGCGCCGCAAGCACCAGGACCGCGGCAUCGAGGAUCUGAUGCGCUCCAGCACGCCGAAAACGGCCAGCUCGCAGCCAACGUUUCUGCAGGUGGGGGCGGCCGCAGGGCGCAACCCGCCCCUCGGCGCGAAGCGAACGUUCCGCAAGUUUCAAAGCUUCAGCCCGAGCAAAAUGCAGCCGAACGCAACACGGCCACUGCUGCGGCAAAAUGCGAUCCGCGCGCUCGAACACACGCCGGAAAAGCGGAAGGAGCAGCGCGUGCUCGCAGAAAUCCAUCCCCAGCCGGCGAUGGCGGACGCCGUGCUGCCACCGCUCGAUCUGGCCGCCCUGCUCGACGCACCGAUACUGGGCGAGCCGUCGCGGCAACUGGAGCAAACCGUCACCACCGUACCCUCGUUGGAUGACUUCAGCCUGACGCCGUCCAAGGCGAACCUGAUCGACCUGGAACUGAUGGCACCGGCCGCCGAUGGUCCGUUCGCGACCGACGACUACCUGGUGCGGCACGCGUCCAACUUUUCCUACGCACCGACCCUCAACUCCAUCCUGGAGGAAUCGCCGAUCAAGGCGGCGGCGGCCUUCCUGCCCGGCAAGCUGCCGCUACCGAAAACGCCACCCUCGGUGACCAAGUCCGGCCGCAAGCUAAAACGGCUCGGCACGAACGGCGGAUCAGCGUCCUCGUGCGCAUCCAGCCCUGCCCGGAGCGUGCGCUCGCUUUCCUCGCGCCACAGCGCACGUGCUUCGGUUUCGCCGAAGGCGACGCGCCGCCUGCACGGUGCCCAACCGCACAACUGUCGCCUGAAAACGGCCCAACCGUACAGCUUCUGUGGCUGCGAGUACAUUAACAUACUGCACCAGCUGAGCAUGCGCAAUCCGGACGCGCUCGAGACGCUGCUCGACUACCUGGCCGAUACGGACCUGGUGCAGGUGGUGCGCGUGUCCCGCGGCUGGAAAGCGAUCAUCCAGAACCACAAGAAGAGCUGGAGGCGGCUGCAGCGCUUCCUCAAGCAGCAGGAGGAACACAAGGAAAACUGUCAUGGCAGUCGGUGGGAGAAUGGGUCGUUCGCGUCAAGCCUGAACGGCGGCAGUUCCCAGCUGGGCACCGCACUGCCCGAGCUGCUAAGCGGAACUUUUGGCAAGGAUAGCAAUGCAGGAGACGGGCUGGGAACGGUGGAGGAUGCUGCUGCCGUGCCGGUACUGCCGCCCGUUCCGGCCGCUGACGCGAACGCAGCGCCAAAGCGGCUACCGUUUAAGGUGUGCAACUCGCUCGAUAACAGUCAGGCGAGCGCGGGCAACGCAUCGUUUGCGCAUGGUUCGUUUGCGAACGUUUCCGGGCUGGAGCUGAGCCGCCGGCGGUCGUCCUUCGCGGCGCGUGCAUCGACCAGUGUUGCCGCGCAGUCGCCACCGGUUAGCCCCUCGAUGCGCAAGUUUGUCACAAACCAGAAGAUUGCAUCCCAUCUGAAACAAUCGGAACAGCUGCGACCCUGUCCACGGUGCGAGCAGCCGAGCCGUAUCAUCCUCUCGCGGGCCUCCAAGUCCAGCAAAUCUCGCUCCUCCGCCCGGUUCAGUGCGGUCGGGGCACGGCUAGAAAAGUCCUACACGUUACCUGAUCCGGAGACAGUCACUGCUUCGGGGCACCGUUCCAGCGGCAGUAACAAUACUCAUUCCUCCACUAUCGAAACAGUACGAUCGUCGAACCUUUCCACCGAUACCAUCACCACCACACACCGUAACAACAACCAUUAUGGUGAACCAUCGCCGGAACGGGUACGCAAGAACCUGUUCAACAGUAGCAGCACCAGCAGCAGCACAACACCCGCAAACACCAGCAGCAGCUGCAACGAACAGCGCAUGAAGUUGCGCAGCAGUGGGGCCACCAAGAGCCUGGACUGCUCGUCCACAGCCGCGAUGCAUCCGGCUGGCGGGGAGGAUACGCUCGGUGUGCGUGACUCCAAGUGCGACUAUGCCAUCUGUAGCGGCGCGUUCUGUGGGUUCCGGUUCUGCAUCAAGUGUCUGUGCGAGUAUCAUCCGGACAGGGUGUGCGCUGAUUUGGCCGCGAACUCGCCCACCAAAGAGGAGGAGCGCGGACGGCCGAAUAUGGCCUGCAGCCGGCAGAGUCGUCGCUCACUGCAGCGUCUCUGCCGGAAGCUGUAGAUGAGGAGAAGGAGGAGGAAGAGCGUUGAAGUUGAAGCCCAGUUCUCAAGCGCGUGUGACUCCUUGAGGGAGAAGAGGAGGACGAUUUCAUUCCGAACAGUUCGUUCCGCGAAUCUCUAGCCAGUACGUUUUAAUGUGUCUUUAUUUCUUUAGUUCGUUGUAUUUUGUACUUUGCGCUACUUACUUCACAUAUCUAUUCACUUCUCUUUUACACGGGCGCGUAUUGUCCAAUUGUGUUCUUUCCUUUCCUUUCUUUUGUGUGUGGGCGCCGCACCUCGAAGCUUUACACACGGAUUAGUAGCGAUGGGGGCCGGCGGAGCUUAGAGCGCAGCUGCAGUAAUUUAUGUGUUUUCUCUUCUUUAUUCGUUACAAACAGUAGGUUUUUACAAUCAUGUUCAUGUUUAGUCGGUAAGCACCAAAACCAAGACCCCAGAAAUAAGCAAUUCAAAAGUAGCGGUAAAGGAAGUUAUUAACAGUGCACGGGCCGAUCAUAUUAUGUAGCAACUCGUUAUCGGAAAGGUGACCACAGGAUCAUGUAUAUGGCCAUUUCGUUGGCAACACGAGUGUAAACGGAGAUUUUUUUGAACGAACAUGACGAUUAUUUUAAGUAUUAUACACACGCGCACACUCUCACACACACACGCCCAUGACCCAUGUAUCCUGAAUCUUUGUCGAAUCUUCCCUGCUUAAGCCCCUGCUGAAAGGGACACUGAAAGGGGGACGUAACUGCAACCUAGUGAAUGCUCAAAGGCUAUCAAAAGACACUGAUUGUUUAAACUUUGCUUAAGACACUCGAAUGUUGCACACACACACACACACUCACGCACAAAAGAAAAAUGAACCCAGGAAAGGAAGCUCAAAAACACCUUUAUUACACUUGCCCAUCGUGGACCGGAAAGUGACGCUUUAUUAUUAGUUUCUUAGCUUAAAAAAAAUCCCUCAAUUCCCCAGUUUAGGCACGAAGCUUUUUUUCCUCUCUCUCUAUCCAAAUAAGAUUAAAAUCCUCUAUGUGUGUGUGUGUGUUUAUGUUUUUGUUUUAUUAUUUAACUCUUUUGAAAAGGACUGAAUUUCGUAUCAGGGAAUAGUAGCAGUAGUUUGCAAACGGGUAAUACCAGCUGCUAGCGUGACAGGCAGGUGUUUCGAAUGAUAGCGCUAUCUGCGCAAAAGGGUGGUGCGCGAGUGUGCUGCCCCAUGACUGCAUGUAAUCUUACAAUUUAAGCUAGUAGAACACAUCACCCAUUUCAUACACUAGCCACAGAUAGGAAAGGAUGUUAAUGCGAUAAGUUUUUGAUAAACGUCUUUUUUUAAAUAUAUAUAAAUAAAGGUUCUUGUUGAAAAGCAACACAAAAGA